AGACACCCGAGUAGGAGGGACAGUGGGCAGAGGUUGCCAAGCCCUGGCUGCCACUCGUCGGUUUCCUUGUGUUAGACAUGCAUAAUCUGUAUACCAGCGCUGGGUACCCGAACCCACCAGGGACCGUGGAGGAGGAGGAGGAUGAGGAGGAUGACUAUGAGAACAUGGUGCCUCCCUACAAGGACCUUCCACCCAAGCCAGGGACCAUGGAAGAGGAGGAGGAGGAGGAUGACUAUGAGAACUCAGCACCUCCCUACAAGGACCUUCCUCCCAAGCCAGGGACCAUGGAGGAAGAGGAGGAGGAGGAUGACUAUGAGAACUCAGCACCUCCCUACAAGGACCUUCCUCCCAAGCCAGGUUCAAUUGCUCCACCAAGACCUCCACGGGCAGAAAAGAAAACAGAGAAACCCCCACUUCCUUGCAAGCCCCGGAAGAUGACAGGACUGGACCUCAAUGCUGUCACCUGCACACCUCCUCAACUGGCUGUGGAUCUUGAGCCUUCUCCAUUGCAGCCACCCCUGGCCGCAGCUCCGGCACCCUGGCCCAGUCAGACAUCUGGAGGUCCUGGGUGUUGCCAGAAGAGGCUGAUAGUGUGCCUGUGUCUGCUGGUGGCUACUUCCCUGAUCCUGAGCUGCUUUGGUCUCAUUGUGACCCUGACUAAGUAUGAGGAGUUGGUGAAAGAACUGAGAAUGUUAAGCUUUCAGCAGAUGAUGUGGCGAGCAAAUGUGACUGGCAUGGCAGGGCUAGCUGGCCUGAAGCAUGACAUUGACCGUGUAAGAGCUGACACCAACCAGUCCCUGGUGGAACUUUGGGGCUUAUUAGACUGCUCCCGAGUUACCUGUCCUGAAGGUUGGCUCCCCUUUGAGAGCAAGUGUUACUACUUCUCCCCAACCACGAAGUCAUGGGACGGAGCCCGGAUGUUCUGCCAGGAGAAUUACUCACACUUGGUCAUCAUCAAUAGUUUUGCUGAGCACAAUUUUGUGGCCAAAGCUCACGGCUCUCCACGGGUGUACUGGCUGGGGCUGAAUGACAGGGAACAAGAAGGGAACUGGAGGUGGCUGGAUGGGUCUCCUGUGACAUUAAGCUUCUGGGAGCCAGAGGAACCCAAUAACAUCCAAGAAGAGGACUGCGCUAGCAUGAACAAAGAUGGCACCUGGAAUGAUCUCUCUUGCUACAAAACUACGUAUUGGAUUUGCGAGCGGAAGUGUUCCUGUUGAACCUCAGGGCCGAGGCUAGGGGUUCAUAUUCGAGUGUCCCUCACUCUUCAAGAUGAGAAUCUCCUGACCUUUCAUGGACAGCCUUGCCUCUUUAUGAAUGGACACAGGUGUGCCCCAGACAGGAUUGGCACCCUGGAUGCAGCAAGUUUCCAGGGAUGCAAGUCAGGCUGUUUCUGGAGUGAAGAUUUGGGUUUGCCCCAGUAGACAGUGAGCUGGGAGGACACUCAGGGCUUGGGGAUGGGAGGUCUCCCAGUUCUAGGAUUGAAAGGAUUGUCACCAAGUUCCUGAUCAUGACUCUUGAGAAGUGAUCCUAGCUCUGAGGACCCUGGGGCUGCUAUUGAACCUGGGAUGAAACAUCGUGGCACCUCUACUGGGACUGGGCUCCCUUUUCUGCAGCCUCAAACUUCUGGACUCAGGUGAUCCUCUCAUCUGAGCCUCCUGAGUUAGCUGGGACUAUACAUGUGCACCGCCAUGCCUGGCUAACUUUUUGUAGUGUUUAAAGAGAGGGAGUCUCACUAUGUUGCCCAGGCCAGUCUCAAACUCCUGGCCUCAACUGAUCCUCCUCCUUGGGCCUCCCAGAUUGUUAGGAUUACAGGUGUGAGCCACUGUGCCUGGCUCAAAAUUAUUAUUAUUUUUAUAGAGGUGAGGUCUCACUAUGUUGCCCAGGCUGGUCUCGAACUCCUGGGAUCAAACAAUCCUUCUGCCUCGGGCUUCCAAAGUGCUGGGAUUACAGGUAUGUGUCACUGCACCUGGCCAAUAUUUUUAUUUUUAUUUUACCUUCCCCGUCUUUUCCUUUUUUUUUUUUUUUUUUUUUUUUAACAAAAGCUUUGAAAGUGGUGACGGGCAGCAAAAUUUGCCUUUGAGCUAGACCUUUGGGUCUGCCUUGCACAUUAAGUGGGCUGGUCUCACAUCGUCUCCACCAUCAUUGCAAAUUACAAACCUAACAAUCACAGAACGUCAGUGGAGAAGACAGGAGAGCUUCCAUACCCACCCCAUGUCCUCCUCUCCAGACACUGCUUCUUUCCUCGUCUUAAACAACACAAGUAACCCAGAAGCCAUCAAAAAUUAUUUUCGACAAGCAACUUUCUCAAUGUCUUGGGUGAGGUGUGCACAAACUAAGUGGCAGAAUCAGACCUUUGCCAGAAGACUUGGCCCAUAAAACUUCUAUCCUGUUUUUUUUUUUUUGAGGUAGGAGCUCAUUCUGCCGCCCAGGCUGGGGUGCAGUGGUAAGAUCAUAGCUCACUGUAGUCUCCGCCUCCUGGGCUCCAGUGAUCCUCCUGUCUCAGCCUCCCAAGUAGCUGAGACCGCAGGUGUGCACCCUCAUACCUGGUUGGCCCUUGGAACUUCCAGAAAGGCAUACCAGCUGAAAAGCAAGACUUACAUAGUGUGGCCAGGCCAGGCCCUAACCAGGUCAGAUCCACACAGGACAACAAUGGACAUAUCUGCCAACAUGCGCCCUUGUGUCUGUGGGUUGUAACAUCUUUGAUGAUAUUAUUCACUUUACUGGCCAGGCAUGAUGGCUCAUGCCUGUAGUCACAGCACUUUGGGAGGCUGAGGUUGGCAGAUCACCUGGAGUCAGGAGUUCGAGACCAGCCUGGCCAAUAUGGUGAAACCCCGUCUUUAUUAAAAACACAUAAGAAAAGUAGCUGGGUAUGGUGGCUUGUGCCUGUAAUCCCAACUAUUUGGGAGGCUGGUGCAGGAGAAUUGCUUGAACUCAGGAGGGGAGGUGGAGGUUGCAGUGAGCCGAGAUUGUGCCCCUGUAUGCCAGCCUGGAUGACAGAGCGAGACUCCAUUUCAAAAAAAAAAAAAAAAUUCACUUUA
Saimiri boliviensis boliviensis (Bolivian squirrel monkey) is the source of this 3038-nucleotide messenger RNA. It is a transcript of the gene CLEC17A, whose product is annotated as C-type lectin domain containing 17A. The record is from RefSeq and is a predicted model, not a curated record. Lineage: Eukaryota; Metazoa; Chordata; Mammalia; Primates; Cebidae.